Ruditapes philippinarum (Manila clam) is the source of this 3451-nucleotide messenger RNA. RefSeq names its product heme transporter FLVCR2-like. The transcript is spliced from 11 exons. The record is from RefSeq and is a predicted model, not a curated record. The coding region runs from base 912 to 2414 and encodes 500 amino acids. Gene Ontology annotation, cellular component: membrane. Gene Ontology annotation, biological process: heme export; transmembrane transport. Gene Ontology annotation, molecular function: heme transmembrane transporter activity; heme binding. NCBI's taxonomy places the organism in Eukaryota, Metazoa, Mollusca, Bivalvia, Venerida, Veneridae.
UAACGGAGAGGUGAUUGAAGUGGUAGUAGUUUUGUUACAUUAAUAUCAAACUGUUAAUCCGUCGAAUGGUACUUAAUGAUUAAUACCGUAAAACAUUGUUAAGGCCCAUAUUCGCUUCCGUAUUACAUAUUAAACGUUACUCAAAGGGAAAUGUAUUGAUCGGAAAGCAAGUUUUCCCGGAGACAGUCAGGAUGCUUCAUGCAGGGACCUCAGACGAAAUAGAAUAAAAUUCAUAUUAACGGGAAGUGUUUCCUUUUAUUCCCAUCUUACCAGUUUGUGAAUGUUAUUUUCUACUUAAAUUUUGUGUACGAAAUGUUGUUUUCCGUGCUUUUUAUUCAUAGAUAAACCACUGGUACAGUAUUGAUUACGAAAAGAAUCAGGGAAUGUAUAAAUGAAGGGAAAAUAUCAUAAAAAAGACCGCUCAAUAAUGUUAACACUUUCGGAUAGGAUUUAAUCAUAUAGCUUAAGAUAUUUUUUCGCACGCGUGCGUUUGUUGUAAAAAAAUGUGACGUUUAUUUGAGAAAGAUUUUGUUUUUUGUCUACUUUUUCUCUCUAACUGAUCGCUCUGUUAUAGUAAUUGUUAAAGUCAAUGUACAGUGUACAACGCAUAGGAUAAUAACGCGUUAUGUUUUCAUUCUAUCAAGGUUAAAGGUUGCGUAGGGAAGAUUUAUUACAUACGCAAAAUAAGAGAAAGAAAAAAUAUGAAGUUAAUACUAAGAAUGUUGGUAAUGGAAUGCAUUAGUAACAAACAAUUAUUAUUGUAUAAUUGUGACUAAGAGACUAAGUGCUAGCGCUUUUUAAACAAGUGACUUUGAUUAAUGUCGACCUGCCUGCUCCUUUCAAAAAGUACAUUUUUGCAGACGACAUUUGGCAGACGACGUUAUUAAAAGGAUACUUCUUCUAACGUAAACAUGGGAGGGUUACUAUCUUCUAAAACGAGCCGUCCAGAGAGCUCCUCUGCUGACAAGCUUCUUCCACCAGUCACGCCUACAGAUUCUAUACCACCAAGCAAAGCCACAAUGGAUGAACCCAGUAUGGCGCCAAAAGAAUACACGCGUAGAUGGUUUAUGCUGUUACUGUUUGUGGCAUAUUCGUUUAGCAAUGCGUAUCAAUGGAUUCAUCUAAACAUCAUUGGUAAUAUUAUAAUGAAAUAUUACAACGAGAGUCUCCCGGAAGACUCUUUCCAACAAGAAUCUGCGAUAGACUGGCUUUCAAUGAUUUAUAUGUUAGUUUACAUUCCCCUGAUAUUUCCUGCAACGUGGCUGCUUGACAAGAAAGGUCUGCGUUUGAAUUUGAUCUGCGGAGCGUUCCUAAACGCUUUAGGCGCUUGGAUUAAAUGCGCAUGUUUAUCAACUGACAGAUUUCCGGUUCUUAUGUUUGCCCAGACGCUUUGUGCCAUUGCUCAGAUAUUCAUUCUAGGAAUUCCAGCUCGUCUUGCAGCUGUCUGGUUUGGUCCAAACCAAGUGUCAACCGCAACUUCUAUAGGUGUCUUUGGCAAUCAGGUUGGGUGUGCAACAGGGUUUCUUAUACCUCCGUUACUUGUUCGUAAUAGCGAAUCUUUAUCUGAGAUUGGUAAAGGACUUAGUACCAUGUUUUACAUGUCAGCUGGUGUUACAACGGCACUUUUGAUUAUUAUACUGAUAGUGUUUAAAGCGAAACCCCCGACUCCCCCUAGUCAUGCACAGAUGCUCAUAGAGCAAGGAAAUAACCAGGAAAACUAUUUUACCUCACUCAGGAAUCUGUUUCAUAACUCGAAUUUUAUUUUGUUGUUCCUAACGUAUGGUAUAAAUACCGGAAGUUACUACGGCAUCGGUACGCUUCUCAACCCCGUCAUACUCCACUAUUUCCCGGGGCAUGAAGAGAACGCUGGUCAGAUAGGGCUAGAUCUUGUACUAGCUGGUAUCGUCGGUGCUAUUGUUGCUGGAAUUUGGUUGGACAAAACUAAAUCAUUCAAACCAACUACUGUAGGGAUUUAUUUCUUAUCAAUGAUAUGUAUGAUUGUAUUCACGUUUACAAUGGAUGUAGAUCUGAUCUGGGUUGUGUUUAUCACUGCGGGGGCUUUAGGAUUUUUUAUGACAGGGUACCUGCCGGUUGGGUUCGAAUUUGCGGCUGAAAUCACGUAUCCGGAAUCUGAGGGUACAUCUUCUGGUCUUUUAAAUGCGUCUGCCCAGACGUUUGGUAUUAUUGUCACCAUUGGGAUGCGCGCAUUGAUGAACCAAGUGAGCGUUUUGUCAGCAAAUAUUACCGUAUCAGGGAUUCUUCUAGUUGGAACAAUAAUGACAGCAUUCAUAAAAGCCGAUUAUAGACGUCAGGAAGCCGGUAAAAGUGCUGUGGAAUAUGUGGACCAUGACAAUAUAAAUGUGAACAUUACUGAUGAAAAUACAGGAUUGAAGAUGGCAAACAUGAAUAAAUGAUGAACCAGUUGUGUUAUUUUCAGUCAACUUUACUGGAUCUAUUUCCAUAAUCUUCUGUUAGCAUGUUUCGGUUACUUUUAUCAUUUGUGUUAUACCUCGUUACCUCGCUUUAGUUACUUUUCUUUCUUUUUUAAUUUUUCAAAUUAAAGUCAGGCUUUGUUACCUUUACUUUUUUCAUUAUAAGCUGUUUCCCGGCUUUAGUUAUUUUUAAUAUUUCUAUACAUUAUCAGAUCUUAGUUUGUUUAAUGACAUUAGCUUUUACCAUCGUAUGCAGUUUUAGUGCGCUUUGGUUACUUUUAUAUCUUUCUGUAUCAGAUGUAAGUCUAAUUUAGUUACUUAAAUUAAUUCCUUAAAAGUGUGCUUUAGUUACUUUUACUGUUUUUGUGAUCUGAUAUAUCCGUGCUUUAGUUACUGUUGCGCUUUAGUUACUGUUGUCGUUGUUUGUCUGAUUUACUUACUUUUUAUUAAUUUCGUUAUUAGAUGUUAUAGUCUGUUAGUUACGUUAAGAGUUUUCAUGAUCUGAUAUUUCUCCUCUUUAGUUACUAGACUCUAGUAAAUUUGUUGAAACCACUCUUAGUUUAAUUUUACUGUUCUAGUGAUCUGAUAAUUCCCCGCUUUAGUUACUUUAAUUAUUUUCGUGACAGCCUGAAUUAGUUACUUUUGUCAAGUUACCAAGUUAGUUGCAGUUUAAGUUUUUGAUUUUUGUUUGGGUUUUACGUCCCACCAACACGGAAGAGGUCAUACUUAUGGCGACUUCCCGGGUUUACUGUUUGGAUAAAACCUCAGGUGCCCCUCCGUGCACUAUUUCACACUUGAAUCGACACAGGAGUUGAACCACCGACGUUCCGUAAGCUAGCUGGCUAGAUUCUUCACAUGAAAGGAUCUGACUUCUCUUGUGGGAUUCGAACCCACAGCGGUGAGGAGCAAGUGUUAGAAGUCAUCGACCUUAACCACUCGGCAACGGAUGUCCCAUUAAGUUUUUGAUUAUACCUAAGGAAGUUAUAUGAUCUAGAAAUAAACAAGCAUGCUUUAUCAUA